Anthostomella pinea is the source of this 915-nucleotide messenger RNA. Lineage: Eukaryota; Fungi; Ascomycota; Sordariomycetes; Xylariales; Xylariaceae. The record is from the annotation of a GenBank genome assembly.
AUGUUCCAUUUCGAAGUCGCCCUGGACUUACAUGCCGGCUCUACAUUCCCCAACGGCUCCGAGCUUCGAGGCAUAGUCGACCUCGCCAUUUGCCAGCCACGGUUGUAUGACCAUAGCUGGAGAUCUGUAACUUCAGUGUCAGGACCAAGAGAGCUGCACAUCUCCCAGUCCGAGCCGGAAUUUUGGGACCACGGUGAGCGGGUGGAAGCCUUUGCAUCUCCAGUCACCCAGCCCCACUCUACCAAUCGCGAUCAGCGCCAUACAAUCCGUGUUCCGUUCCUAGAUGACAACUGGGCAAAGAAGUUCGCUGGUCUAGCUGAACAUAUCGUUACGAAGCAUAUAAGAGACCAGAAGCGCACAGCCCACAAGGCCCCGGAAGCGCGUCAGGAUGCUUACCCUCAUACGUCAGGGGGCUGCAGGGUCCCAAGCGCCAUGCAACUCUUAUCGAACAUUGCCAUGUACCAGGAAGUCUGCCCCAGUACGACCUGCGCUGUUGCACAGGAACAGCCAGAGCCCCAAACUCCCGACGAGUUCGCCAGCGUAGAAACCCAAGCGCUCCUUUACCCCUGUGGUCCAAGCCACUUCCCAAUCUUCAAUGACGGCAGCUUUCCCACGGGCUUUUCGGACACGUACAUUCCAGAUAUCAGCGCUGCCAUGCCGUGGAAUAACGGUCGCAACUCUGUCUGGGAUUGGGAUCCUCUGCUGGGUGCGACCCUGGGACUAGGUGUGCCGUGGUGUUCUGGAUACAACAGUGAGGCGAGUCUGACCAGGGCCGACAGCACGGGGCUCAUGGCGUCAUAUAUCCAAGCGCAGAGCCAGGGGCAGAAGAGGAUGAGCAAAGAGCAUGAUGCGGAAACGACUAUGCAAAACGGUAUGGGUGCGAAACGGAUACACCUCGUCCUUUCAAUGCCGUGA